Molecule: messenger RNA, 1606 nt
Organism: Postia placenta MAD-698-R-SB12
Lineage: Eukaryota; Fungi; Basidiomycota; Agaricomycetes; Polyporales; Adustoporiaceae
Exons: 4
Coding region: 1-1536 (511 amino acids)
Biological process (GO): electron transport chain
Cellular component (GO): mitochondrial inner membrane
Molecular function (GO): electron-transferring-flavoprotein dehydrogenase activity; iron-sulfur cluster binding
Source: RefSeq, a predicted model, not a curated record
AUGCGCUUCUUCACGCAAUCGCGCUCUGUCCGCAUCCCGCAGCCACCCCAGAUGGCCAAGCUCGGCACGUAUAUCCUCUCGCUCUCGCAGUUCACCGCGUGGCUCGGCGGGAUCGCAGAGGAGCUCGGCGUCGAGGUGUACCCGGGCUUUGCAGGCGCCGGGCUCGUAUACGGCCCGGAUGGCGCCGUGCGGGGCGUGCGCACGAACGAAGUCGGGCUGGACCGCACGGGCCGCAUGAAGGAGACGUUCGAGCCUGGCAUGGAGUUCCGCGCGCGCGUAACGCUGCUGGCUGAGGGUGCGCACGGGUCGCUGUCGAAGGAGGCGAUCCGCCGCUUUCGCCUGCGGGAGGGGCGCGACCCGCAGACGUAUGGGAUCGGACUGAAGGAAGUGUGGCGCGUUGACCCGAAGAAGUAUCGCCCGGGGGAGGUUGUGCACACGAUGGGCUGGCCGCUUGACUGGCGCACGUACGGCGGUGGGUGGGUGUACCACAUGGCAGAUGGCCUUGUCAGUCUUGGGCUCGUCAUCGGGCUGGACUACGCCAACCCAUAUCUGAGCCCGUAUCGGGAGUUCCAGCGCAUGAAACAUCAUCCAUAUUUUGAGGAUCUCUUGUCCGGCGACUCCACGCGCAUUGCAUACGGUGCGCGCACGAUCAACGAGGGCGGCCUGCAGUCCGUGCCCAAGCUGCACUUCCCCGGCGGUGCGCUCAUCGGAUGCUCUGCGGGCUUUGUAAACGUUGCAAAGAUCAAAGGCACGCACAACGCCAUGAAGAGCGGCAUGCUCGCGGCCGAAGCCGCCUUCGACGUCGUUGCCGCACAAGACGGCGCUGCAGAGGAGGACAGAGACGCGGCAGACAUGAGCCCCUAUGAGGGCGCGCUGCACGAUAGCUGGGUAUACAAGGAUCUCUACGAGGUGCGCAACGUGCGCCCGUCGUUCAACACGCCGCUCGGGAUGUGGGGCGGAGUCGCGUACUCCGGCAUCGACACGCUGCUCCUGCGCGGGCGCGUGCCGUGGACGUUCCGCAACACGUCCGGCACGAGCGAUGCGGCGCACACGCGGCGAGCGGCGGAGUGCACACCGAUCGCAUACCCGCCGUUCCGCGCGCCGCUGUCGACAGACCUGCUUACGAGUCUCGCGCUGACGGGCACCAAUCACGCGGAGGACCAGCCGGUGCACCUGCGCGUGCGCCAGCAUAAAGGUGCGCCGGGUGAUGCGGGCGCGGAGGGCAGCGAGAAGAAAGCGGGCUUGGAGACCGAGGAGUGGGUGGAGGAUGCCGAGGUGCGGCGGGCGCAUGUGCGAGCGAAUGUGGAGGAGUAUGCCGGGCUGUUGGGGCGUGCGUGUCCGGCGCAGGUAUACGAGUAUGUGGAGGACGAAGGCUCGACUCAGGCUGCGGAGAGCGAGGGGUGGGGCGGAAAGAAGCUCGUCAUUAAUUCACAGAAUUGCAUUCACUGCAAGCUGUGUGAUAUCAAGGUGCCGACGCAGGACAUUACUUGGACGGUGCCCGAAGGAGGCGGAGGGCCAAAAUACAGUGUAACAUAAGUCUCGAGACGUAUAUAUGCUACACAGUGCCAGAAGUUAUACUGGGAACCUAUCUAUGUGCCAUAUUUCU